Messenger RNA from Boleophthalmus pectinirostris (great blue-spotted mudskipper), 4105 nucleotides. It is a transcript of the gene zranb1b, whose product is annotated as zinc finger, RAN-binding domain containing 1b. Gene Ontology annotation, biological process: protein K29-linked deubiquitination; positive regulation of Wnt signaling pathway; protein deubiquitination involved in ubiquitin-dependent protein catabolic process. Lineage: Eukaryota; Metazoa; Chordata; Actinopteri; Gobiiformes; Gobiidae. Gene Ontology annotation, cellular component: cytoplasm; nucleus. The transcript is spliced from 10 exons. The record is from RefSeq and is a predicted model, not a curated record. Gene Ontology annotation, molecular function: cysteine-type deubiquitinase activity; K63-linked polyubiquitin modification-dependent protein binding. Bases 476 to 2755 code for a protein of 759 amino acids.
UAAAUCCUGCUCUGCCUCUCACUGUAACACGGCCCAGGGCUUUCUCUUCUCUCUGCUCGGCUCGUAGUGUAUUUUUUAGCCUUGCCUGGCCUACCUCGGCUGUUUCCCUUCCCCUCAGCCGCCAUUAAAACAUGUUAUCUCGGUGUGCAGAGGACGAGGACCGCACAAAAAUGCUAUAAAGCGUCAAAGCGUGAGGAUCGAGGGACGGGACUUGGGGGGUUGUCGCUCCGUGGAAAUGUAUGGACCUUGAAAUGCCAAACGAGAAGUAAAUAUGCGGUUGGAGACGACCAAGUGAAGGAGCCCGAGUGCGGACUGGAGUGGGCUUCUCCGCAGGGGGAAGAGGCAGUGUUGUUUUGGUGGUAAACGGAGAGCGUGAUCACGGCAGGAAAAGGGUGACUGUGCGCUCCUUGAGAGUGGAUCUGCCGAGCUGAGUGCCCUGUGACGGCGGGGAGCCUCCCACAGCGGCGGAGCGACGAUGAGCGAGCUGGCUGCCAAGUGGGCCUGUGAAUACUGCACAUACGAGAACUGGCCGUCCGCCAUCAAGUGCACCAUGUGCCGCGCUCAGAGGCCUAGUGGGGGGGCCAUCAUCACUGAGGAGCCCUUCAAGAGCAGCCCUGCUCUGGAUGCCAGUUUGCAUCAGUGGGACUCAGCAGAGCUCAGUAACAGCCCGACCCAAGGAGGGUCCAGCCUGCUCAUCUGUCCCGACUCCAGCGCCAGGCCCAGAGUGCGCAUCACCGACGUCCCUGAGCCUAGCAGCAAGUGGUCCUGUCACAUGUGCACGUAUCUGAACUGGCCCCGUGCCAUCCGCUGCACACAGUGUUUGUGUCAGAGGCAACAGGGGCAGCACCAGCAUCCACAGCACUCCACCCACCCAGGACUGCACAGCCAGCAGCCGCACAGCCCCACAGAAUCCCCUCAGACCUCAGGCUCAGGCUGUCGCUCCUCGCCCCCCGCCCCCACCACAGACCCCUGUGAGGAGUACAACGAUCGUAACCGACUCAACACGCACGCACAGCGCUGGUCCUGCAGCGCAUGCACUUACGAGAACUGGCCCAAAUCAAGGAAGUGUGUGGUGUGUGACCACCCCAGGCCCAACAGCCUGCUGGUAGAGCCCAUCCAACUGGCCUCUGAGUCUGAGAGCCAGUCCCCCUCCUCCAUCCUGAACGAGGACAGGGACAAACGGCGGGGCGUGAGCGGGCACAUGGGUGGCCAGGGGCUGGGGGGAGUUGGGGGAGGUCUUGGUGGGUGCAGUAGUAGCCAAAGGAGGUCACCCCCCACAUCAAAACGAGAGGCAGACGUCAACAUGGACUUCCAGAGAAUUGAGUUGGCAUCUGGGGCUGGCAUCAGCAGUAAAGAAGAACUAGAAGUGGAUUUCAAAAAACUGAAGCAGAUUAAGAACCGGAUGAGAAGGACUGACUGGCUUUUCCUCAAUGCAUGUGUGGGUGUGGUGGAGGGCGACCUGGCAGCUGUGGAGGCCUACAAAUCAUCAGGAGGAGACAUUGCGCGGCAGUUAACAGCAGACGAGGUUCGCCUCCUGAAUCGGCCAUCUGCUUUUGAUGACGGCUUCACGCUGGUUCACUUAGCCAUCCGCUUCCAGAGGCAGGACAUGCUGGCCGUGCUGCUCACUGAGGUGUCCCAACAGGCAGCUAAGUGCAUCCCAGCUAUGGUGUGUCCGGAGCUGACGGAGCAGAUCCGCCGUGAAGUGGCUGCUUCUCUGCAUCAGCGAAAGGGAGACUUCACCUGCUACUUCCUCACAGACCUGGUCACCUUCACCCUCCCCGCAGAUAUUGAAGAUUUGCCUCCAGCUGUUCAGGAGAAACUGUUUGAUGAGGUGCUAGACAGAGAUGUACAAAAAGAACUUGAAGAAGAAGCUCCCAUCAUAAACUGGUCUCUGGAGCUGGGCAGUCGGUUGGACAGUCGCCUGUAUGCUCUAUGGAACCGCACGGCUGGGGACUGUCUGCUGGACUCUGUGCUUCAGGCCACAUGGGGCAUCUACGACAAAGACUCAGUCCUGAGGAAGACCCUGCAUGACAGCCUGCACGACUGCUCCCACUGGUUCUACACACGCUGGAAGGAGUGGGAGUCGUGGUACUCCCAGAGCUUCGGUCUGCACUUCUCACUCAGAGAGGAGCAGUGGCAGGAAGACUGGGCUUUCAUCCUGUCUCUAGCCAGUCAGCCUGGGUCCAGUUUGGAGCAGACCCACAUUUUUGUUCUUGCACAUAUACUUCGUAGGCCCAUAAUCGUCUAUGGAGUGAAGUAUUACAAAAGUUUCCGUGGUGAAACACUGGGGUACACCCGUUUUCAAGGUGUGUACUUGCCCCUUUUAUGGGAGCAGAGUUUCUGCUGGAAGAGCCCCAUCGCACUGGGCUACACACGCGGCCACUUCUCGGCUCUGGUCGCCAUGGAGAAUGACGGCUUUGACAAUCGAGGCGCGGGCGCCAACCUCAAUACAGACGAUGACGUGACGGUCACCUUUCUGCCGCUGGUGGACAGUGAGAGGAAGCUGCUGCACAUCCACUUCCUCUCUGCGCAGGAAAUGGGUAAUGAAGAGCAACAGGAGAAGCUGCUGAGGGAGUGGCUGGACUGCUGCGUGACAGAAGGGGGGGUCCUGGUGGCUCUCCAGAAGAGCUCACGCCGCAGAAACCACCCCCUGGUCACUCAAAUGGUGGAGAAGUGGCUGGACGGGUACAGGCAGAUACGACCCUGUGCCUCUCUAUCCGACGGAGAGGAAGAGGAGGAUGACGACGAUGAGUGACGAAGAGUAAAGAGAGGGGAGACACUACAAAACUCACAAAAACAGACCUCCCUGACCUUUUCUAGUUUCAGUUCCAACGUUAAGUUUUUGCUUUCCCCGACACGGGCAAACUGUGAAAGCCUCACUUCUCGACAGAGGACUUUGCUAUUUUUUUUUCCUCAAAACACUUUACCACAAGACUGACAAGAAGAAACUAAAGAACGAGUUUACAAAUGACCUACAAAUGUAACGGGAAAAGGAAAUCUCUAUCUAUAGAUGUUAAUGCAUGUGGUUGUAUAAAUAAAAAAGUAUAAGGAAUUAUUAUACCAGCAUUGAUUGAACUCUUUAUAACACGGGCACUGACUAAAGCACACUUCCAAAUUUUGAUGUUUGUAAAAAGUUUUUCUUCUUUGGGGCGGGCAGGGACAAAGCCAAUAUCACUACGUGUGGCUCAGGAUGCCCACUUAAAGAAACAGAUGUGUAUAGUAAUAGUAAUGAUAAUAAUAAAUGACUUUAAUCCAUAUUAAUAAGCACUGCACAUUUAUUAAAAACAUUUCUAUAUAAAUAUUGUUGCUUGAAUUUAAGGUCAUAUAAAAGGGAGGUUGUUCCCUUUACAAGCUACUCUCACCAAGGAUUAGCACACAACCAUUCUGAACUGUGUGUGGGUUCAACUUUAAUCUACAUAUAUUUAUUGUUUCAGCUAAUAAGUUUGAUUUUCCUGUAUCUUUUUUUUUCCUUUUGUGGUUUAGUUAUUAUUUUAUUCUCUCAAAUCUCAAUGAAGACAUUAAGUUGCACAGAAACAUUGUUGCUGUGAGGAACGCAAAAUAACGUGACCAUCAGUUAGAAGUUUACUUUCGUUGUUGCAGUACCUCAAGUGGAUUGCCUAAAAAUCUGGUGCUUUAUUUUUUGGGCAGGCGAAUGGGAGUGAGAAAUACAUUAAAUGUCCGUUAUUUCGAAUCUGCUUAAUCCUCAGUCUCUUUCCUCUGUUAUGGUACACGUCCGUUCACUUCCUUGUAUGCGCCUGUUUCUUGUCUUUACGUGCAGCCAUCUUUAUGUUUUUCGAAGAAGCCGUUGUAAUAGACCGCAACGUAAAAACCAAAGUGACAAAAAAGAAAAAAAUUGUGUUACUUUUCUUUUUGCCGUGAAUGUUUGCAUUUGUUUUCUUGCCAUUGUGUACUGUAACCUCUUGUGUUGAUCCGAGUCAUACAUGUUCGGAGCACCUGUAUGUUGCUUUGUAUUUAUGCAAUAGUUGCAGUUAUGACUAUGAUGGUUUGUGGAUUUAGGCCUGACUUCACUAUAAGAGUGUAACGCAAAGAACAGGCAAAACAAGGAAAAAAAUAAAGGAAAACCUUUUUGAAUGUCCAACUAAAA